AGCCGCUUUGACUCGAGCCGAAUGCAGCAGCGCUCUCCUGGCUUAGGCGGAUGCCUGGUCGUCACCAGCGACAGAGGGCAUGAGGACCUCAGCCGCGGGCGUCGAGAGUACGAAGAGGCGCUGUAGCCAUGCCAGUCUCUGCGCAAGGUUGUGGCACGGCCUGGGCGGCGUGGUGCACAGAGCGCUCGCAGUGCUGGUGGUCGUUCUAUCUUUGAGCGUGGUUGUAGCCGCCAUCGCGGGCGGUGGCAAAGGGACCCUCAAAGAGUGCGAGGACAAGGUGGACGCUUACGUGCGCAUGGCGCAUUUGGACGCCGCGGAGGCGGCAGAAGCGCACCGCGGCAUCUUCUCCGUGCAGGUCGUGGCCAUGGCGUUCACUGCGCCGACCGCGUUCAGCUUGCUCGCUUUCUCGGCCACGCGUCACAUGUGCAGAGCUUCAGAGUACGCGGCCUGUCUGUGGUUGGAUUCGGUUGUUGUCGCGGCGUACAGUUUGCUCCAAUGCAACGGUCUGAACGGGGAGUUGUUCGCCAUAUUGAGUGCGAAUCUGAUCCCCCUGAGCAUUGGACUAUUCUGGUUGCUGCUACUGCGUCAGGUGAGGGCGUUGGAAAGAAGUUCGUUUCUUGAUCUCGGCUCCCUGCGCCUUCGCCGGGUCAUCGUGUACCUGGCAAUCUUCGCCACGUGCGCUUUCAUCUGCAGCAGGUUCGCGCGUGGGCCUUCAGGCCAUCCCACGCGAAUCGUAAUGGGCAUAUUUGUCUGGAUUGUGGUGCUACUGCAGGUGAUGGGGAUGGCCGUGUUCCUGCGCGCAUGCUGGCUUGUGCUGGCGACGGUGCGCGAGGCCCGGUGGCGGGGGGUGUCCACCGAGGAGGUCAACAACGCUCCUCGGUUUCUGAUAUUCCAGAUGGUGGGAUCGUGCAUGGGGAUUGUGAGUUCCUUUUUUGGACAAUUGACCAAGAUGUACGCGUCGGACCUCUGUUGGCCAGUAUUGGGGCGUCCCGUGGACGAGAGGACGCCCGGGUUCUUGAUCGGUGUGCAGGUUGUCAUUAUGGUCGACACCAUGUUCAACUCAUUUGCCGCCCUGGCCCUCAGUGGAGCUUUCUUCGGGGCGCUCCGCGGAGGCUUAUCCACGAUGCGCUCGGAGCGCCAGCGUCACCGCAUUUGGAAACGGUUCUCCCGGGAGUUCCCCACGGCGCAGGGACUACAGACCGAUGAGGAAUGGAACGCCAAAGUCGAAGAGUUGGCAGGCAGGGGCUUCACGCUGCAGGCGCUGCUGGAGUUUUAUUCCAGGCUUGGCAAGGACGUGAUGCCGCACUUCGAUCCGUUGGUUCACACCACGGAGGACGUGGUCCGAGGCGCCAUCAUUCCGCUGUCGGCAGGCAGCCAAUCAUCUAUGGCUGAAAUCAUGAUGGACCACAGCUAUGUAAAGCCUCAGAAGAUGGUGACUCACAACUGGGGAAACAUCUUUACCAACUUGGUUGCGGCUAUUGUGUCAGAUGCUCUCUCCGAGAGGGAGUACUGCAAGGUGGCUGCCCUGCUCAUUCACAACGUCGACACCCUCAUGAAGUGGGUUGCCCAGUCAAAUGUUGGAUCUCAAACGGUCUGGGUUUGCGCAUUCUCGGUGAAUCAGCACACCAGCAUCUGCUCUGCAGAUCCAGGUUCAAGGAGGGACUCAGUGACGGGCGAACGCUACACCCUCUGCUCGUGCGGCUUGUCCGAAGCGCUCAACACCACUACAAGUGCCCAUCGCGCGCGCCAAAGUUUGGUGAGUGAGAUCAAUAAAUUCGACCCAAUGAUGAUGUUACUGUCAGCUGCAAACGACACGUUCGCCCAGGUGGUUGCAGUUGACAAGCGCUUUUACAUUUUCAAGCGGGCUUGGUGCUUGGCCGAGGUUGCCGCCGCCCAUUCAGCAGGCAUGUCCCAGUCGCUGCAGUUGCCGUCCGUGGCCCACCUGGAGAAACAUCAAGACGGACUCGCCGACCUGUCAAUCAGCAGCGCACAGGCCAGCAUGCCACAGGACAAGGAGGCGAUCUUGGACCGCAUCCCAGACCACGACGCAUUCGACCGCAGGCUUCGAGACUUACUGUUAGGUCAGCUGCUCCCGUCUUGGUCGAGGCUCGACUCGAGCGAACAGAUGCUCCAGGCGGGGCGAGUCGCUCGCUGGCAGAGUCUCGUGCAGAAACACCCCGCGGUAGACUGGCACUUCGAAGUGGAUGAUGCCAUUCUUGGGCAGGAAGACUCGGCGCCGCGGCUUUAGCUGCAGGAAUGCUGCGCGAAAUCUCUUGCGGAGUGGGCCUUCAGCUGGCGGUUUUGUGACACGGCGCCAGCGAGAAGCAACUCCUUCUCGGUUUCGUCCUCCACAUUCCCUCCUUCCGCUCUUGCCUUCGCCCUACCCCGCGCUCGGAGGAAGGGGGGUGUGACGCAGAGCAUGCCCAGGGCGCAAACAUGGUGCUGCAUGCCGCCCUCCCCGAGAAGCGACGAUGCUUCGGGGCGUUUCGGGGACGGGGCCGCGCUGUGGCCUCGCGGGCUCGUGCCACCUGGCAGCGGCCACGGCGGCGCGCGCUCGCGCCGCCGCCGCCUCCAGGCUACACGCACUUUUCGGUCCUCGCGGAUGCCCGUUUUCAGUUGGCCCGCCAGCUCCUGCGUGCUGCCACCGUUGCGGGAGAAGCACUGACCGCAGGGCGCGGGAACGACCCGCGUAGUGCGGUAGAGCAGGCGCGAGGGAAGGAAGUAACACACGGCGGUCGCUUGCAAAAGCGACAGGUACGGACACGUAUAUCAACCAACGGCAUCCUUGCUCCUUCGUUGACGGCGGCAUGCAAAGUAUUUGAUCCGUUCACGUUCAAACUUGCAAGGGGCCAGAACCUGUUGCAAACAAUUCGAUAAUGACGCGGCCAGCCAGCAGUCCGCGAACAUGGAGGGGCUCUCUUUGUGGCGUCGUGGGCUGUUUUGGAGCCAUAUUUGAAGCCCCUUUGGGCCGUCGUCGGCGCUCGGGGGCCUGAUUAGGCCUGAUUGUGUUGCUGGAAUUGGCUGGCUGUCGUCGAGCCUACAGACAGGUGGGCUUAUCACGCUCCCAGGGCUCAUGACGAAUCAGCGCACAUGCCUCACGACCUCGCUGUAAGGCGAGUGGGGCCGCAGCCUGGGUCGAAUGCAUAACGUCAUUGGAGAUGUCUGAUUGCCAGCGCAGGGCCUGCCCCUCAUUCCCCAAUCAGUGCUUGCACUGAAGGGGUCCUAGCGGAUAUUGAAAGA
Molecule: messenger RNA, 3240 nt
Organism: Prorocentrum cordatum
Lineage: Eukaryota; Dinophyceae; Prorocentrales; Prorocentraceae
Source: the annotation of a GenBank genome assembly